CGCGGCUUGGAUCACAAAUAGGACCAGUGCGCAUGCGCUGUCCCUACCGUUUACUGUAUAUUCACGGUGGAAAAAGGAGAACGGGCAACAAAAUCAAGAUUUUUUUUACAGCAAAGUGGCUCCCGCUAUAUAAAUAAUCUCCAGGGAGACAAAGAGAGAAGUCAACAGGGAUUUAGGUGUGAUGAGACAAAAGAACAAAGGAUGCCUUAGAAGAGAGACUGCUUUCAAGCCUGGAUCGUGUUGUAAAGCACAUCGAUGGAUCUGUCUUUCCCCCGUGCCUGCAGAUCAUGAGACGUGAUUAAGCUAUUAUCUUAUGAUCCCUCCAUCUAUGGCGAACUACAGCCAUGCAGCUGACCACAGCAUCUUGCAGAACGUGUCUCCGCUGGCCACCUUCCUCAAACUGACAUCCCUGGGUUUCAUCAUCGGAGUCGGCGUGGUCGGCAAUCUCCUGAUCUCCAUCCUGCUCGUCAAAGACAAGAGCCUGCACCGGGCCCCAUACUACUUCCUGCUGGACCUCUGUGCCUCUGACAUCCUACGCUCUGCCAUUUGCUUCCCCUUCGUCUUCACCUCGGUCAAGAAUGGGUCGGCGUGGAUGUACGGCACGCUGACCUGCAAGGUGAUCGCUUUCCUGGGGGUCUUGUCCUGCUUUCACACCGCCUUUAUGCUCUUCUGCAUCAGCGUCACCCGCUACCUGGCCAUAGCGCACCACCGCUUCUACACCAAGAGGCUGACGUUCUGGACCUGCCUGGCCGUCAUCUGCAUGGUGUGGACGCUGUCGGUGGCCAUGGCCUUCCCUCCGGUCCUGGACGUGGGGACCUACUCCUUCAUCAGGGAAGAGGACCAGUGCACCUUCCAGCACCGCUCCUUCCGAGCCAACGACUCCCUGGGCUUCAUGCUGCUGCUGGCCCUCAUCCUCCUCGCCACUCAGCUUGUCUACCUCAAGCUAAUCUUCUUCGUCCACGACCGCAGGAAGAUGAAGCCGGUGCAGUUCGUGCCGGCCGUCAGCCAGAACUGGACCUUCCACGGUCCAGGGGCCAGCGGUCAGGCAGCGGCCAACUGGCUGGCGGGGUUCGGCCGGGGCCCGACACCGCCCACCCUGCUGGGGAUCCGGCAGAACACCAACGCGGCGGGCCGGAGGCGGCUGCUGGUGCUGGACGAGUUCAAAACGGAGAAGAGGAUAAGCAGGAUGUUCUACAUAAUGACGUUUUUCUUCCUGACCUUGUGGGGCCCGUAUCUGGUGGCCUGCUACUGGAGGGUGUUUGCCAGGGGGCCGGUGGUGCCAGGGGGGUACCUGACCGCCGCUGUCUGGAUGAGUUUCGCUCAGGCUGGAGUCAAUCCAUUCAUCUGCAUUUUCUCCAACAGAGAGCUGAGGCGCUGUUUCAGCACAACGCUGCUCUACUGCAGAAAAUCCAGGUUACCAAGGGAACCCUACUGUGUUAUAUGAAGGCUUGUUUCUGUGAUUGAUCUCCGGGCUGUCCCGUUGUACAUCUCUCCCUUUUUUUUUUCAGCGGGCAGAACUUAGACUGUCAGUCACUCGUUUUCAGAAUAUGAUAAAACGCAGAGAGAGUGGAGGGAACCUGAGGAAGAAUUCUGGGAAACAAAAGGUCCUCCAGUGUUUAUGUUCUAGUAAACCAUUGUUGUGGAACACUGUUGGAAGCUACAAAAAAGGAUGGGAACAAAAGACUGAGC
This is a messenger RNA of Megalops cyprinoides (Indo-Pacific tarpon), 1689 nucleotides long. RefSeq names its product probable G protein-coupled receptor 85. Gene Ontology annotation, molecular function: G protein-coupled receptor activity. Lineage: Eukaryota; Metazoa; Chordata; Actinopteri; Elopiformes; Megalopidae. The transcript has 2 exons. Gene Ontology annotation, biological process: G protein-coupled receptor signaling pathway. Gene Ontology annotation, cellular component: plasma membrane. The coding region runs from base 314 to 1444 and encodes 376 amino acids. The record is from RefSeq and is a predicted model, not a curated record.